CUCCAUUGAGAAGCAUGAAGCAAAAAAACUAUGAUUAAAAUUCCCACAAGCAUCAAUAGGCUUCGAUUUUUAGAUGCUCAAAUCAACACUUCCAUUACUCCUAAAAUUAUGUUGUGUUGCUACUUGUUAGUGAAUGCAUUCUAAUAUGAUCUACAUAAUAAAAUACCUUUCAAAACAUAACAGUAGAGUGUUUAUUGUACCAAAAUUAUAUAUUUUUGAUAGGCAUGAAAAUAAUGAGUUAGGGCAAAACAUAAAUGUAAUUUUUUUUAUUAUUUUUUGAUCAACAACGUAAAUGGAAAAACUUAAUGCCCAGCAGGACCACAAGCUCAUGUUCGGUCUACUUUUUUCCCUUAAAUCCUUGAUUGCAAAAAUGGAUCCAACAAGUGCAGAGAAGGGAAAUCUUGGGGUGCCUCAGUUACCAGGACAAGGGUGUUCAUUUCACAGCUUUCAUACCAAUACGUACAAACUCAGUUUUAUGGAGAGUCCAUCUGGUAUAAAGAUCAUUCUCGUCACUCAUCCCAGGACUGGUGAUCUAAGGGAUUCCCCGAAGUAUAUUUACAAUUUGUAAGUUGAAUAGGUUGUUAAGAAUCCACUCUAUAGUCCAGGAACUCCAAUCAGUUUGAAUUUUGAAAAAAUAUUACACGGAAAUGCUGAUUUUGUACUCAUCUUCAUUCUUCCACACAAGGUUUUAGUUGGGUUUAAUUUGUAUGUUGGGAAAAUUUCAAUUCAGUGCAAGGUUUAA
Molecule: messenger RNA, 742 nt
Organism: Camellia sinensis
Lineage: Eukaryota; Viridiplantae; Streptophyta; Magnoliopsida; Ericales; Theaceae
Source: RefSeq, a predicted model, not a curated record